This is a messenger RNA of Coregonus sp. 'balchen', 1364 nucleotides long. The record is from the annotation of a GenBank genome assembly. Lineage: Eukaryota; Metazoa; Chordata; Actinopteri; Salmoniformes; Salmonidae.
AUGGUGAGCAGCUGCUGUGGUAUUCACAAGCAAGUCCAGAUUUUCCAGCUGUCGUCAUGGCACCUUGGUAACCAGUACAUUCAGGAAUUGCAUGGCUUCUUGUUGUGCUUGGUAAGACACCCCAGUCUACAACGCCAAUCAAUCUCAUGACAUCUCAAUACUCUUGAGUGCUGAAAUUUGCAGCAGCGACUGACUGAGAAAAUUGAGUUUGCAUCCCAAAUGGCACCCUAGUCCCUACAUAGUGCACUACUUUUAACCAGUGCCCUAUGGGCCUUGGUCAAAAGUAGUGCAUUAUAGGGGUCCAUUUAGGACAAAGACAGGAUGUUCUGAUUGGCUGGAAAAAGCUUCCACUGUUCCUUCCCUGCAUAGUGCCUGCUCUGCGGUGGCAGUCUGGUAGUGGGGAACGACUGAGUGGAAAAGGUGGCAGUCUGGUAGUGGGGAACGACUGAGUGGAAAAGAUGUUACUCAGUCUCGGAUGAAACCCCCUGAUACACUCCAUAACAGCUAGGAGAUCCCUUUUGAGUUCUGGUCCAGAAGCACGAGUUCAGUCUUUUAGCUACCCAGACAGUUUAAUCACAGUCAUAAAGCAUAUAAAUCUAGCGAGUUGAAAUCCGAGCAUUAUAUUUAUCUAAGACUAAUGGUAUUUUUAUGCUGAAUCUUGCGGAUAACAAGGCUGUAACAUUUUAUCAUAUUACUUAAAAAGCCCUCUUUUUCCACUUUUUCGUACAUUUUCUGGAGUACGUCCUGAUGCCGUUUUGACGUUUCUUGAGCUAAUUCGUUGUCAAUUCCAGUCUGCAGUAAUGUUGAGGAUGUCAUUGGAAUAUUGUCUCUACUGUUUUUCACUUAAAGUAGCCAAAAUGCUGGAUCGCAAGUUCUUAAUUCCAGGGAAUACCAGACAGCUUUCGACUGAGAAUAAGGGUCAAGCUGUUGUUAAUGUUUGCCACCAGCAUUGAUGUAUCCUUUUUUUGUGUGUGUGUGUCUCUCUCUCUCUGCCAGGUGCUGAUCGGGGACGAGCCGGAGCCAGGCAUGGAGAACCUGUUGGAGGUGGAGAUUCCUGAGGACGUGGAGGUGAAGCUCAAAGACAUGGAUGCCCAGGAGCAGGAGCAGUUGGAGAAGGACCAGGAAGAUCUGUUGAAUCCAGACAAGCCCCAGCAGUGUGCUGGCAUAGUGAGGAUGAUGUAGCAAGGAGGUCUUUUCUACAUUUCAUCUGAGCCACCAUUUGAUGAACAAUGGAACCAAACCAACUGCUGACUGGAAUGAACAGAAGAUUAUUCUCACCAUCACAACAACAAACUGCAUGCAAACAGGAGUCGGGAAGGACUGUGUUGUAUUUUCACGUCAUGUAAAUUCAGACGACAAAAGUC